This is a messenger RNA of Chroicocephalus ridibundus (black-headed gull), 11924 nucleotides long. RefSeq names its product zinc finger DBF-type containing 2 (gene ZDBF2). The transcript has 7 exons. Gene Ontology annotation, biological process: epigenetic programming of gene expression; genomic imprinting. The record is from RefSeq and is a predicted model, not a curated record. Gene Ontology annotation, molecular function: nucleic acid binding; zinc ion binding. The coding region runs from base 1945 to 5217 and encodes 1090 amino acids. Lineage: Eukaryota; Metazoa; Chordata; Aves; Charadriiformes; Laridae.
CCAACCCCCUGCGCGCGCGGGCGUUAACGCGCGUGGGUGCUCCCCUCAGCCCCCCUGCGCGGCCGGUAGCCCCUGCGGCAGGGGCGGGCGCUCGGUCGUGCGCGGCGGGGCCCCCUCAAAACACAGCGAGCUUCUGCCUCCCUCGGCUACUGGCGGGACCUGGGAGCCGCCUGCGGCUCCUCCCCCGGCGGUGGUGGCGGCUGGGCGGUGAGACGGGGCGAGGCGGCGACCGCGAGCACGCAGCGGGGACGGGACCCGGCGCGGAGCCCGAGCUGGUGCUGUGCGGCCGUGGGGCAAAAGCAGUUCCUGAAAUAAGUUACCGCCUCCCUAUUUGUGCUAACGCUGUUGGAAGAGAGAUAACUUUGUUAAAGCGAGGGUUUCCCGCUGUCUACCCAGCGCAGACCUUCUUAGGUGAAGGGACAGUAGAAGUUUUCGUGAGGUGUUUUUUGAGGAGCAGUUUUGAUUGGCCUUUUUGCCCCUUUUUAUUUGUGUUUUACCGGUUGCAGUGCAAGAGUGAUGCUCUCUGGAGAGUUUCUUUGAUGUCUGUGAAGGUUUUAUAUACUAUCAGAAUGCGCUCCAGAUUUUUUUAAUGUGUAUAUUUCAUGCCUUUGGCUGCCUCCUUAUAGAUUUCUCUUGUUAAGUGGGAUUGUCUGAGGCUUUUCAUCCUCUGGCUGCGCUACACAGAGUAAUUUGAUAAAACCAAAAAGAAACAUUGGUGUUAGAGACAGCUAAAGUAGCCUGGUUAGAAAUUUACCAAAUCAAACAGUUCUGUACGUAGCCAGUUGUUUUUAUAUUUGUUACAAUUUACAGGAUUUUUCAGUGGUAAAAUAUUUACACUAAAGCUUGUGCAGAUAUAAUUUACUUUUUUAAUCCAAUAGUUUAAGAUACUUACAGUUGGAAGUAUCUUAACGAAGUUAGAAUUUUGCAGGCUUUGCAUCGACGUCUGAAAAGUCUUUUGUGGAUUUAUAGCUGUACUUUCUGUUUUGAUAAAGUAAGGAUUACAGUUAGGCUGUCCAGAUUUUGGCAACAUAGAUAAGGCAUCUACAUAACAGGUUUCCUUUACAUUACUAGCCUGUGGUUUGAGCUUGACUUCAUAUGGUAAGAAGCUGUAUAUAAUUUGAGUUCAGAUUUUUUCUUUGUCCUGUGCGCUAAUGUUCUCAUAAAACACUGGGACAAAGAGAAUAGGUUUUCCUCUCUUGUCAGCUUUGUGCAUAAGUAUCUCUGAAAGGUCUUCCUCUGAUGUUUUUCUGUCGGUUACUAAGCGAAAGCCAGGCUUUUACAAAUUUUACCUAACCUGACCCCCCCUGCAGUGAGAAAAUCUUGUCCAUUGAAUCUCCUCAAACUGUAGAAAGUUGUCAAGGAGAUGCAGACUGGCGUAAUUAAUUGUAGUUAUUUUCAUAGUCCUGUGCUACCACACUCCUAGCUCAGUUUAAAUGUGCGUAAAUCUGUGUCUAGGGGUGUAACUUACAGAACUGUACUUGCAGAUGAGUGAACUCUCAGUAGAGCAACACCAUUAUUCCUUCAAAUAAGGAAGUAAUGAACUGUAGUGAUGUCUCUGAGAUGAAACUAGAUAUUUAUAUAUUGAGAUGCUGUAAAUCUGGUUUUGGGGCAGUGGAUGGGAAUGAAUGGUUGUGGUGUCCCCUGCUGACUGUCUGACCGUACUGUCAAUGGGGUAGGCUCCUCUGUGGUUGCUACACUCUUACUAUGCUCCACGUUUGUAGCUUUAUCUUAUGUUAUCAAAUCUGGUGUUUUGGUUGGGUGGUUUGUUGUUUUUUUGGUUUUGUUUUGGUUUGGUUUUAGUUGAGAUAAUAAGAUAUUCUUUCUGACCAUGACUGCUGUAAAAGCCCUGCUGUUUUAUAAUGAGCAGUGCUUAGUCAGGGAAAGAGCAAAACAAGUUUAAAGAAAUAAACAACAAACCAUACAUCUGUCAAGCCUGAUGAUGGGAUGAGAAAAGUGUCCUGCACUGCAAACGGCCUACUGUUCGACAUAAUCUGGAGACAGCUUUGGUGGAUGAAGAAGGUUGAUGACUCUAAGAUGUUUGACAGAAUCAAACCAUCUGAUGAAGCUUCUGCUUCUUCAGCACAAGGAAUUGAAAGACAUGGUGUUGAAGGCUCUCUACAACAGGACAGCAAUAGCAGUUUACACACAAGAGGGCAAGAAGAUCCUCGGCCUGGAGUAUCCACUGUGCAAAAUAGACAAGGAUACUGCAACUGUUGCCAUGUACACUACAGUAAUCUGGAACAGCACAUUUUCAGCUCCCAGCACAGGCAUUUUACCACUUACUGUAGGAAUCGUAUGGGUACCAGUAGCUUGAUGGAGCGUUUCCUGCAAGAUGUUUUACAGCAUCAUCCUCACAGAUACCAUGACAACAGACCAACCUAUGACGACAUGCCACUCCCUGUCACUCCAGAGGCUGCUAGGAUUGCUUGUCUGUCCCCGGAAGAGACAGAGAAAAAGAGAAACCAAGACAAACAGGAGAUUUCCGGCAAAGACCAGGAGUCCAUUGGUGAAAUAUGCUCUUCCGUUCCAUGCCUGUCUUGUGAGAGCACAAAGAAAAGUUCUGUAACACAAGCAUUUAUUCAGAAACUAGAAAGACGGCAGGAACAUGUUACAAGAAUAUCCCAGCAGUCUAUGGGCAUUUGUAGCAAUGAGAAAUGGGAUACCCUGAAAGAUGCUCAAAUUGCAAAUCAUAGCUAUGAAGGCCAGUUUAAAACUGUGAUGAGCCCUGUACCUCAGCGUUUUUCUGCCAGUCGUUUAAUCCAUAGUUCUUCUGUUAAUCCUAAAUCAGGAAAAAAUGAUAUGAGUUUGGCAGCAUCAAAUCCGAUUCUGCAUAGUGGAUGUGAUAAAACAGAAAUGGUAUGCAAUAGCGAUGUAUUAAUGAAUCCAUGCUUGAAUCCUGCUUCAACACUGGUUCACCCAAAACACCCUUCAUUUUCUCAUCAGAAUCCUAUGUACAGCCACAACAAUUCUUUACAUAUUACCUCAGGUCAAUCUCUCUCAAAACGAGAUGGUUUACGAACUCAGGAUGAAACUUUGGUGUCUGAUUUCCAUCUCAGGGAUACUGUGGGUAUCAGCAGCUCCCUAGGUCUUGGGACAUCCCCACAACUAGCAAGAUGCAAAAACAUGAAGACGAACAGAGGUGAUGAAAGUUCAGUGGAUGACACUAUUGAAGAUGUUAUUUUGAAAUACUGCCAUGGAACUACAUCUGAAGAAAUUUAUUUCAAAGAGGAGGAUAAUCCCUGUUUAACUCUUUCAUCACUUCUGGACCAUACUCAUUUAGAGGGUUCUGAAAUGAGUUUUGACUGUGAUGCACCUAUUCAGGCAGGAACAGACUUACCUAAGGCAGCUAUAAAAGAUAUAGAAUUCCUAAAAGAGGUCCAAAUAAGUUUGCAAAAUAAAGACUACGGAACACAGCUCUCUUCUGUUUUAAAAAGUGAGUCAGUAGAGCAAGUAGAAGCAGUAAAACAGGAUGUUGUAGUUCAUACUGAAGAACCAGUUCUUCCAGCUCUGCCUCAUGUGCCUCCUUCUUUUGUGGGAAAGACAUGGUCUCAAAUAAUGUAUGAAGAUGAUAUAAAAAUUGAAGAACUUGUGCGUGAUUUCAGGGAAGGUCGUUUUCGCUGCUACUUUGACAGUGAAUCCUCAGCCAACUGUACAGGGAAGAGAAUGAAGAAAAAAAUCCAGAAGGAUGAAAAAAAGAACAAUAUUGUUGAGGGCAAUAGAACAGAAAGUGCAUCAGUUAAAGCAUUGCCAGAAUUUAACGAUGCUUUAAGUGGUGGCUCUGGUUUUGAUAACCCAUCUUUAGCCUCAGAUACACUAUGCAACCCACAAACUCUUAAAAUGCCUAGGAAAAGGACAUGGCGCCUGGCUUCAAGAUGCCAGGUGGUUAAAGUCAGCCAUGGCACCCAAACAAGUCUAUUGAACUACCCUGUGGCAAAAAGAAAAAUGUCUAGAAGGGAAUCUGAUCCAGCUGACCAGAAAGCAAGCGUUGCAUGGCCAGAGAAUGAAAAAACUCCAAACAUGAAAACUAGACUGUGUGCCCUUAAACUUCCUGAGUCUUAUAGCAAGAUUAUGAGUCCUGUACAGCCCAAGACAGUGGUGUAUGUUCUUUCCUGCCCAGAGAUUAAACAGUGUAAAGGUAAACCUAUAGAUAUUCCCAAAAUGAGGAAAAAUCGUAACUCCACAGACAGCAAGGACUCUGUAAGGUAUAAAUACAAACAGUGUUCUUUUAAGUAUUAUGACCCACUGACAAAUAGAAUUCUGAAAACGCCUCCAAAGAGUACAGUUGGAGAAAAGGCCAAAAAGCCCUCCCAUGUUCGACAGCUUUUCAGAAGUCUCAGCUUUGAUGCAAACAUGAGGAAACUAGCUGAUGCACAGAGAGAAAGCACGCUAUCAAAGUCACUCAAUUGGUCAGACUUCUGUAGUUCAUCUUCAGCAUCUUUCCUGCCAGAUCCAGGUAAAGGGAAUGAUGCAGCCUCAAGUCAAAAGGCAGAUGGAUCUUCUGCUUCCACAGAAAGAACAGAUUGUCUGGUAUCUGGUCACUCAGAGAGCUCUUUUAAACACUUGAUCAUUUCACCUUUGAACUCUCACCAGUCUGCGGUAGAAGGAGAUUGUAGAUUAACUCCAUUUAACAGUAAAGGUACCAAAACUCCUCUAACCUCCAUCAGGAGUGAGCGGUUAGAGAGGGAGAAUCCAAAGGCAAUGUGGAAGAGGAAAGAAGGUACUAAUAAAGAACCAGUUUUUUCUAGAAAGGCUGCAGGAUCUAUGUCUGUCAGAUGUACGGUUGGGAGGAGAGGAAACAGAGUAACUGCAGGCAAGCAAACUUCCAGAACUAAAAAACAGCAAAAAGAGGGGGUGAGAAGGAAACUUCGUCCUCGUGCCCAGAAAUCUUCAGUUUUCUCCACCCAUAGGUGCCAGACAAGGAAAACUACAGUGGGAAAGCACCUUAAGAAAGAAAAGCCUGAUGCUAAAAAAUUAAAGGUGAGGAGGAAACCAAAAAGGACCUUUCUGAACUCAACAGUUGUCACAGGGAUUCCUGAAAAGAGGCAGAAGGUGACAUCGGAAUCUUUUCCCAAGAAGCCAGAGCGAGCUUCUUCCAAAGUCAGUAACUGGGAAGUAAGUGGAGAUCGGGGUCACCCUAGCACUGUGAACCGACCCUCUAGAAGAAAUUCUGCUGUACCGUUACUUCGAAACUGUCUUGUUCUACCAGGUGAGAGCUAGCUACCAAAAGAACUUAUGUUUUUAUAGCCAGCACCUGGAAGAAGAUUGAGGAAAAGGGAACAAAAGGAGGUCAUAGACAAAGCAGUUGAAGUGCUAGAGCUGCAGAAAGUACAAAGCCAGGCUAAUGUGAAACAAGUACGUCUGUAAACUCAGCUCUUGUUCCUGGAAUAUGGGGACAUAAUGUAUUGCACUGUUCUACUGUGUAAAGCUGCAGAAGUUGUGCAUUUGAGUUAAAAAGCACUUAGAAUCCUAGUUACCAGACUUCACCUGUACAUUAGAAAAAUGGGCUUGAAUAGUAUCAUAUUGUUUUUAUGGUAUUAUCAGUGCGUAAUAGUGCACUAUAAUAAGGUAAAUUAGAAGCUGUAUUAAUUAAUUGUGCCUAUUCUUAUUUUUCCACACAACUCUAAAGUGCAAAAAAUGACUCGAUUGUUGUGCUAGAAAUUAAAUGAAGAUAAUAUUAAUCUGGGCUGAAUUCUGUGUAUGUAUUUUGUGUUUGUGUAUAUGCACACCUCCUUCAACACAUAAUAUAUACUUGCCUAUGGAGUGGCAUUAAAACUGAUACAGUAUGAUACAAUUCAGAUCAAUUCAGUGCUUUCUUGAAAAGAAAUAUAAUUGUACAUGUUUUUAUAUUGACUUUUUUCCUGAAACCAUGUCCAAAGCAGUUAUUUUGGAUAAAAAGUCACUGUGGGCUCUGAUUAAGCAAUAAUGGACGAUGCUGGUAAGGAAAUAUGUCUCUAGGGCACUGUUCAAACGGUGGUGACUAAAGUGAAAUAUCAAAUUCCAAAACAAAUAUAGCCUUAGGGUUUGGGUUGGUUCUUUUUUGUUUGUUUGUUUCUUUGUUUUUUAAAUAGCCUAUUGAUUACAUUUAUAGGGUCACAUUCCUUAGUGGGGGGAUGGAAAAGUUAUAAUACAAACAAAUAGCAGUGAGUUGUUCUAGAAUUUCAACCUUAAAUUUGAGAUUGUGUGGUUUUUUUAUUUUAAUUUGGUGUACUGUUGGUUACAUUUUUAUGUACUGUAGUUGAAACUUUCUUUUUAAACUUUCAGUAAAAUAUUUAAAUAAACCUAAAGCAGCAUCCAUCUAAAUGUACUAGACUUCAAAUAUCUGUUGAAACGGAUAUUUAAAUAUCUGCUUAAAAUAUUUAGUUGAAUUAAAAUUAUAUUCCAUAGUGAUUCAUGUUUGGCCACUGAAUGCACUAACUACUAUUAUUUUAUGGCAGAAAAGACCAGUGUUUUUUGGUUUGUUUUAUUUUUUUCAUUUGUGUUUUUUUAUUUAGUAGUUAUUAUGAUGACAGCUUAUUUAAUGUGUUUAGGAAAUAUAAACUCCAGUCUUGCAGACGUUUCUGUGCUUUAAAAUCCAAGAUUAAUUGUUCAUUUGUAUUAAUUUAAGCAUAUAGUUAAACAUCAUCACAACUGGGGCUCUGGAUUGUAAAUCUGCAAUUUGGUUUAUUAUAUAACCUAUCUUUAAAGGUCUUUGCAAAUUCUGUUGUUGUACAAUACAUCUUCAGAACACAAGAAUGACAUAGAAAAGACCAGACCCUGUGCUCUCUGCCAUUGAAUGUAAUAUCUGUGCAUUUUUCUGUGAAAAAACAAAAUCAUUCUUGAUUUGUUUUCUGAAGUGUCAAGGGUCACUGGUUUGGAUUGAGAUAAAGGUGGACUUUGAAGUGUUUUAUUUUAAUAUACAGUAUCUGAAGGAAAUAUAAAAGCUGUCAUCAUAAACCACUUGUUCAAAAAAUAUUUUGGGGAUUUUUUUUUAAUGUAUGUGCAUAUUUCCCAGAAUAAAUAAAAGAUGUGCAUGUACUUAAGCCAGCUGGAAACUAAGUUCCUUUGCAAGUCAAAUAUGGUCUGACAGAUUUUUGAUGUUUUUUUUUUUAAUUUAUUUUAUUUUUGAAGUAAAAGUUGAUUUCUAUGGAUAAAUUUUCCUAUGGUUGUCAGUAGACACAGAAUCUUAUGACCGUAUUGCAAGUCACUGGAAAAGGAAGGGUUAUAAUAUGAGUUCUUAUAGCCCUCUUAACUAAUUGUGCCUGUAUAAUUUAAUAUUUUGUCUAAUAUAAAACUGAUUUUUUUAAAGCAAAGUUUUAAAGGAAUGGUUUUUAUAGAAAGGCUAAUUUUUAGAUAAAGCAAAAGAAGAUUUUUAAAUAAAGUUUGUUUUAAAGCAAAGCUUUAAAUUAACUCUAUAGAUAAGUCCCAUUCUAACAUAUUUUUAUGAAACAAGAAUGUUUUCCUAUCUAACUUCUUCCAUCCUAUUUUUCACAAUAUUGUACACAUGAAGAGCAUGAUUUGUUUUGUGUGUGAAUAAGAUUUAAUACACAUUGUACUUUAACAUCACUAGUGCAUAUUUGUUUACAGCCAAAAAUACUGUUCUCCAUACUCAUUCAUUGCAAGCUUGUGUUUCUCCAGCACACAAUUUUUCCUUGAAACCUUGAGUAAUAAAAAUAUCUUGACUGUAGAACGACUAAUAUUUUUAGCCUGUAAUGUUUUGGGGUUUUUUUGUUUUUGUUUUUGUUUUUUUUUGUAAAUAAUGGGCCCCCUUGUCAGGGUGAGUUUUUUAAAAGGAAAAAUGUAUUAUAUUUAAAUAAAAAUGUGAGUAGCUAUAUAUUUUCCUUAAAAAAGAAUUUUAAAAAAGAAAAAGUAUGAAAUGUAACAAUUUUUUAAAAAAUCAGACUUGGGGUACAAGUCUGGAAGCAUUUCUGUGGUUGACAAUGUCAAAAUAAAAUUUAUUGUAAGCUGGGAUGUUAUUCUACACCUCACUUCUGACUAUUUAGAAACCUCUUCUGUGCAUGCUCAAUGACUACUAGGCGAAAGGGGAGAUUGUGGUAGGAGAAGUAAAUGUAGAAACUGCUUUGUAAAAAGAAUUGAUGAAGAUGCGUACAAAACAGAAAACUGCAGAAACGCUCAAAAUACCAUGUGCAUGAAGGAGAAAUGAGAAAUUUUCUGGGGUCUUGAGGAAUUAGUCAAACACUUUCCUAUUAGAUAAAUAAUACAAAUUCUGCUGCUAUUAGUGGACAGCAUGUUGCUUCAUUAGCAGCGUGGCUGAAACUUUAAAACGUGAUUGUGAAGUCUACACCAGUGGAAAACUUGAGAGCUGAAAUACUUUCUCACUGAAAUUGAUGGGAGGCUUGGUUGGAUUGGGAUGGGAUGGGGUUUUUUAAUUUGUUUUUAACAUUAGUGGACAAAGAUGUUUGUGGGUACGUUUGCAGGUCUUAAUCUAGAGAAGCAAGAAAAGAUAACUGGAUUAAAGAGGAAUAAAGUAAUGCUUUUUAAAUUAAUUGGCAGCAGCUAGAUGCAGGAUAUUUUAUAAUAGUUGAGAAAAAUGUUAUCAUUUAUUCUUCUAUGCAUAUGUAAUUUUGACCUUCUGCAAGUUCAUACUUAAGUUUUUUAUACAGUUCAUAAUUUAAAAAAAAUCUCUUCCCCCACAAAUUACUCAUUCCACCUUUUAAAACAAUCUCAAUUCUAAGCAGCUUGAUUUUUAUUAUUUCCUUGUGUUGUGAACCUUGAGUGUGACCCAGACUCACAGCGUGCCAGGUGCUAACCAAACAGACUAGCAAGUCCCCCAAACUUUACAUGUCUGACACUUGCACCCAGCAGUUCUUGAGUUCCUUUUCUGAUAGGAUUCUUUGGUUUCUCGUUCUUUCUGACAACUUUGCAUCCAAUGUUCUUGUAAUUGUAGUAUGAAAGUGCUCCUCUCUGCGACGCAGAUAAAACGAUGUAUUUAGUUGUAUUUAUAAUGAGACUAUGACUUAAUCUGAAGUUGUGUUUAAAUUUCAUGCUAAAUUUGUGCCCAAAUGAGAAUAUGUGUUUUUGUGGCUUUGAUGUUCUUGUAAUUGGUAAUGUAUUUUGCAAUACCCUUGCUUGAUGCUGUAAUUUUUUUAUCUGCUUCUCUGUCUCUACUGUCUGUGGUCAUUUGUCACAAUGUGACUUUGUAAGAAUACAGUGAUACUACAAACUUGUCCGAUGCUGUUGUUGGAUGUUCUUUGUAUUUUCAGCUUAUUUAAUUUCAGAUGUAUUGUUUCCAUGUUUUUCCUCAGUCGUGCAUUUGGAUCUUUUUUUUUACGUCGUGAAGAACUAAAUUACAGGACAGGCUAUUCUGUUUGGAAGUAAAUCGGUGACAGGUGACAGAAGUGGAUGGUGUCCUGAUCUGAAGUGCAGAGAACAAGCUGCUCUAGGUGCUCCUGUGCUUGGGAGUCCACUUACUUCCCUGAGUAGUGCGAAAUGAUGAUUCUUGAUUUCUUUAGCUGUCUCCCUUUCUCUUUCCCUUAGGGAACUCUCCCUGAGAAGGGAGUCAUCUGAAUUCAUACUUAUUCUGGAAAUUGGGGACAGAUAAAAGUAAAAUAUAUCUCACUUGCUAAUGCAAUUAAAAUCCCAGAAUUUUUAUCUGCUAUGCAUUCCUGAUAAUCUUUUCCAGAAAAGUUUGUAGUAGCAUAGGUCUGAGCAUGCCCAGAAGCAAAGGUUUUGUUCUUUGUUUAUGUUUUGCAGUUAUGAAUUUAUUCAUUCCUUCAGCAGAACAAAUCUUGUUUUAAUAAAAUAAAGACUGAAUUUGUCUUUUUGUAGUUUCUUUAUUCUUGACAUGGAAUUUAACUUGAAACUAUUUGCUGUAAUUUGUUGUGGAAAGAACACCACAGAAUGCUAUGGAAUAAGCUAUUACGGUGAAAAUUAAACAGCUGUUCACAACUGUAUGAUGUUUUGACCCAGUGAAGUCUUCUGUUGACUUCAGUGAAGCCAAGAUACAUCCAUCCUGUGGCAACUGAAACAGGGAUAUCCUAGGAUGGCAUUGAAAAAGGGGAUGUAUUUUAGAUGCCUAAUUGUAUUUUGGCAGCAGGAAACCAAGAAGCACCAACCACAUGGCAAGCAGUUCCUUGCAGAACUUACUCAUGAACAGUUUUUUCACAAUGUGCACUUAAUAAACGAGGGAGGUGGCUGGAAGUAUCAUAAUGUUAAGCAGCUUUCUACUUUAUGCAAAAUGGAUUGGCUUCUCUGUAAUCAUAGACCAAAUCAAUCCUGAUUAUGAUCUUACAAUGCACACAGAACUGUCUUCAAAGCUGCAAGCAAAAAUACAUUUAAGGGACUGUCUGGUAAAUAGAAUACUAGAAUAUCUUGACCAAUAGAAUACCCUGUGUUAGAACACCUUGUUCUUUAAAUUUAGUGGUCAUUUGCUGUUUGCAAGUGUAACCAACGUGAUCUUUUGCAGGAGCGAUGCACACAGAUGUGCUAAAUGCUAAAAGGCAUAGGCAUAUUGUUUCCCAAGGCUUCAAUGCGUCAUAAAAUUUCAGGACAUGCUUUGCAUUUUUUAAUCCAUACUUGAAGAUAGCUAUGUAUUAUGUAGUUGGCUGAAUGAAGUUACUUCUGUGCUGUCAAAUAAUAAUUCAUUAAAGACACAUCGUUCAACCAUCUAUACUUGGAGUUGCAAAUGUGAUACUGAAAGCAAAUUUUAAGUCUGGUAAUUGCAUCUUUCGUGGGAAAUAUAGGCAAUUAAUGAUACCCUUAUGGAGUGUCAAGGACAGUGGAGGUCCAGUUCAAGUUGGAAUAUUUGAGAGUUAAGAUUAAAUUAACAGCGUGGUUUUAGUUGCCUUUGGAUUCAUUGGAAUCGGUGGUUUGAGGUGCAGAAUUAUUGUGUUUCUGUGGUCCUGGAAGCCAUAAUGAUUUUCUUGAAGUGCAGAAGUGUCGUUUUUGAUGAAACACAUGAACACAGAUCAUUAUUACAACCUAUGUGAUUUAACAGCGAUUCUAAACCUAUGGUUUUUCUUUGUCUGUUCCUUCCUUAAGGAAAGCCGAAAAACAGUUCUUCCCAAAUACUAGCAUUCAUAAACAGGUUUUUAACUCUCUCACACCCUGAAAUAAAAAUAUACUUUAGCGUACUAAAGCUGGUCGGCUUUUCCUGUUUGCUGCGUCGUACUGUGUUAAUGUUGGUACUGGUGCAACUGAAAAUGUUGGUUAUAGCUUACUUGGUCAUUAUUAGUAUUGCACACGCCAGUUGCAGAAUCAAAAUGCACCCUUGCGAGCUCAUGCAGAGAGUUGAGACACCGUCUGCUGGGCUGGAGUUUGUGCUGCAAGAAUUAACGGUGAAGGGGGUAGGCGUAGUCCUCGGCAUGCGUAUUGCAUCCCUUGUGGAUGCAAUGCACGUGCAGGACUUGCUUUUUAUUACACUGAAGGUUUAAGAUGAAGAGGGAGGUGAGGAGUAGGACUUAAAGAUGUAGUAUACGUUGGAACUAGACUAAUGGAUAUUCAGUUUUGGUUCUUUUUUUAGUAUUCAUCUCUGUUUUGUCUGAACCUUUGCAAACAGUUGUCAAAAUUCAUCUACUUCCUGUGGUGGUUCAGCUCCGAUUCCAUCAUUCUUUUUUCUGGUAAAUUACUUGUAUUUGCUUAAUACACAGAUAAUAUUUCUCUUUACUCCUGCUUGUUUUGAUCCUUUUAGCUACUGCUAAUAGGGGAAAAAUUAUUAUAACAAAGACUGUGCACUUGCUUCUUUUAGAAGGCUAAAGAGAAAAAUUGUAAGGCGGUAUGUGACUACCAGCAGAAUUCUCAAACACUGAAAGGAGCUCUGUUAAUGUUCUGAUCUAAUGAUGACUAAUCAAUCAGUUGCCCAAAUGAUGACGGAAACACUUGUGCUUUUGUUUUUAAUGGCAUUAGACUCAAUCUGUAUACAAUUAAAAAUAAACAUACUGACUUUUUGGUAACAUGUUUUAUGGAUUUCCAAAUGUGUUUAACGCCUU